Messenger RNA from Dioscorea cayenensis subsp. rotundata (Guinea yam), 809 nucleotides. Its product is annotated as histone H2A.Z-specific chaperone chz1-like. The record is from RefSeq and is a predicted model, not a curated record. The transcript is spliced from 2 exons. Lineage: Eukaryota; Viridiplantae; Streptophyta; Magnoliopsida; Dioscoreales; Dioscoreaceae. The coding region runs from base 62 to 547 and encodes 161 amino acids.
CCUAACCCCGCCAAAACCUAGCUCUCUCUUUCUCUCUUGCUUUCCUCGUUCUCCUCCGGCGAUGGCGGAGAACUCCGACGAGCCCCAAACCCUAGCCCCUCAAGAGGCCCUCUCCCACCCCCUCAAGCGCAAGGCCGAUCUCGACUCUGUCGAAGAAUUCGAAGCUGACUGCAAGGACAAGCUCCCGAAGCUCGAUUCCUCUCCCGGUGCUGGACUUGAUGACAAUGGCGUUGAGAAAUUCGGACCGGAAUCGGAGGAAGUGAUCGCUGAAGUGGUUGAUAGGAAGGGGAAGGGGAAAGCAGUGGUCGAGGAUGAAGACGAUGAUGAUGGUGAUGAUAGUAGUAGUGAGAGUAGUGCGGAUGGUACCAUGGGAGAUGAGGAUGAUAGUGAUUUCGAUGAUGAUCCGCUGGCGGAGGUCGAUCUCGAUAAUAUCUUGCCGUCAAGGACUCGACGAAGGGCGCCGCCGCCGCCUGGUGCGUAUCUCGUCACUGAUCAAGAUGGAGACGAUGACGAUGAUGAUGAUGAAGUCGAGGGUGUUGAGGAGUAGAUGGAUUAGGAGGCGAAAAAGGAGGUCUGGUGAUCAUAUUCAGACUCAAUUCAACCAUGCAUUGAUCAAUGGGAGAACCAAAGACAAAAGUGACAGGUUAGACUUCCUUUAGAGCCCCCCCUCCAAAGGGCCAUGAUACUUACACCAACUAAAGAUGCUUUUGCUUCACAAAACAAACCAUACUUCCAUAAUGUUUACAGUCAUCCAAUCACAUGCUCUUACUUCCUUUUUCUGCUAUUCUAUUCUCUUUUUUUUUUUCUGC